This is a messenger RNA of Alternaria viburni, 1479 nucleotides long. RefSeq lists its product as uncharacterized. The record is from RefSeq and is a predicted model, not a curated record. Lineage: Eukaryota; Fungi; Ascomycota; Dothideomycetes; Pleosporales; Pleosporaceae. The transcript has a single exon. Bases 1 to 1479 code for a protein of 492 amino acids.
AUGUUCGUUGACUACGCCCUACAAUGCCGCACUGAUGACGCCUUUGUAACGCUCCUCGACGCCACUGUCAUACCUGAAGAAUGGCACGACCUCCGUAGCUGGCUCCAUACGCAACAUCCUGAUACCAACACCCUUGAAACAUUCCCCUCCCACUACGACGUCGCCACCGAACUUAUCCGCAACCUACCGGAACACGACCGUCUAACGCUAGUGACAACCUCUAAGAGCUAUUGUUAUCACGUUGGCGAGCAGACAGGUUUUACGCUGAGAACUCUCAUCCGACACGGAGGCUUCAAAGAGCUAUUGAAAUACAUCAUAAAACUGCAGCCACGAUGCGCAGUGCAGACCAAGGAAAAAGAAAAAGAAAUAGAGAUAGCCAUACACCGAGAUGGGGAGACACAUUUCACCGAAGCGAUACGCAAACAGAUUGAUACUGUGAACCCGGAAAAGAUAAAAAAUACGCUGGCUGUGCUCUCGGAACUCUCAGUGCGUGCGGCUGCUUUCCUCCAAAAGUGUGACUUCACGGUUACGCAGGAAACUGCCCACGAAUUUUACAUGGAUUCAGUCAUGUACACCCGUUCUAUCGUAUCAGAGCCUUUCAGCAUGGUGCCACUGGCUGAGAGGUGCGAUUUGGCGCGCCUUGAUGUAAUAGUGUUGGCACGUUCACUGCUGCACCAAGCGUUUGCCAUUGCGAAGACAACUCCUGUACGGCAGGAAUUAGCCUGGCGUCUCCAUCACUGGAUGGCGCAUUGCGUAAAGGGUGCUUUCAGGCUUGAUGUCCAUAACCAGUUCCGCUACUUCGAUAUUGCAAACGCAGUGGCCGAAGUCAUGCGCAGUCCAUUCCGAUGGCAAGGUUUCUUCGCUGCUAAUCCGACGCCGCUUGCUAAUUUCCUCCCUCACGGUUGGGAAGACCAGGGUGGGGACCAUUUCUCCUAUGGCGACCUGACUAUCCCGCCGCUCGAGGAGGAGGAGGAGGAGGAUGCGCCUUGGUUCAUGGAGGACGUGGAAAGAGAGCCGGAUAGUCCGCGACGAACUGCGCGUAUCUGCUCUUCACCGGUACGUGUAGCAAGUGAGAUUGAGCCAGACGCUGUUUGCACGAUAUGUGGUGACGCGCUCGCUGUAGUCGAAGGGCUAUCUCUGCAAAUGCCUAUGCGUGCGCAUUGCAGCGGUGGCCACAUGUAUCACUAUGAAUGCUUGACGAUGUUGAUCAAUGGCAUUGACGCGUACGCAAAUAAGUGCCCUGUAUGCCGUCAAGAGAUUUGUUCACUGCGACGCAGCAAGCCUAUCAUUGACGACGACGAGGAGAUGGACGAAGAGUUGGACGAGGAGAUGGACGAGGAGAUGGAUGAAGAGGUGGACGAAGAGGUGUACGAGGUGGACGAAGAAGUCAACGAGUGCGUGAACGAACGGGUGAACCAGUGGGUGAACGAGCGGGUGGAUGAGGAGAUGAACGAGGAGAUGGACGAGGAGGUGAACUAG